AUGAGGAGACCAACCCUUCAUGGUAAUGAGUUUGUCUCAGCAGAGCGCAUACUACGAGCAGCUCUGGAAGAUGGACCCAUAGGGUUCAUGCUGUUGGAGGAACCACCAUCAUCACUCCCGGCCUUUGGUUUCGUACCUACAGGCACCGACAAAGGAAUCGAGAUGGAGGUGGAGGUGGACAAGGUGGUGACGGCUGCGGACAUACCAAAGCCAUACCAACACUUGAGAGAUGUGUUCGAUGAGGUGGAAGCAGACAAGCUGCCCCAUCAUACCGAGCAUGAUCUCCACCUCGAGUUGAUAGAAGGAGGGAAGCCACCUCAAGGGCCCCUAUACCUUAAGGGACCCAAGGAGAUGUCCGAGUUGAGGAGGUACUUGGAUGAGAACCUCGAGAAGGGGUUCAUAAGACCAUCGAAGAGCCCAGCACGAUCACCAGUGCUCUUCGUACCAAAGAAGGAUGGAGGUCUCAGACUCUGUGUCGACUACAGAGGUCUCAACGAGAUCACUAUCAAGAACAGAGCACCAUUGCCCCUCAUCGAGGAGCAGCUGUUCUUGCUCAGGAAGGCAAGGAUCUAUACCAAGCUAGACCUUAGAGCAGCAUACAACCUCAUCCGGGUUGCUAAAGGAGAUGAAUGGAAGACAGCGUUUGGCACUCAGUUGGGACUCUAUGAGUACCUAGUGAUGCCCUUCGGCCUAGCCAAUGCUCCGGCUCACUUCCAAUCAUUCAUCAAUGUCAUCUUCCGAGACAUCAUUGGAGUAUAUGUGGUAGUAUACUUGGAUGACUUCCUGAUCUUCAGUGACACUGAGGAGGCACAUGUGAAGCAUGUCACCGAGGUCCUCACUCGCUUAAGGAGCAACAGGCUCUUUGCUAAGCUGUCCAAGUGUGAGUUCCACACCAAGACGGUGGAGUUCCUGGGUUACAUCAUCAAGCCAACGGGUAUUGAGAUGGACCCAGAAAAGAUACGGACUGUCAAGGAGUGGCCGAUGCUGGCGUCUAUCCAUGACAUCCAACGGUUCCUGGGUUUUGCUAACUUCUACAGGAGAUUCAUAGCUCACUUCGCUCGGAUAGCCAAGCCAUUGACAUCACUGGUGAAGCCGACGGAACGCUUCAAGAAGUUUGAGUUGCCGGAGGAGGCCCAACAAGCCUUCCAUCAGCUCAUUCAGGCGUUCACAUCAGCAGGAGUGCUUCAGCACUUCGACUACCACCUUCCAACAAGGUUGGAGACCGAUGCAAGUGACUUUGCUAUAGCAGGAGUACUCAAGCAGGAGCAUGAAGGACGAUGGCACCCAGUGGCCUUCUACUCCAGGAAGAUGUCUUCUGCCGAGAAGAACUACGAGAUCCAUGAUAAGGAGCUCCUAGCUGUGGUCGCCUGCCUCACUCAGUGGCGACACAUGCUAGCUGGACUACCUAGUCAACUAGUCAUCCUCACGGACCAUGAAGCCCUCAAGUACUUCAAGUCCCAGCGACGCAUCACUGGCCGACAGGCUCGAUGGGCAAUGCUACUAGCAGACUUCGACUUCAUCCUGCAGUAUCGACCAGGAGACAAAGGUGGUGAACCCGAUGCUCUCACCAGAAGGGCAGACAUGCAACCAGCUGGUGAAGAGCAGGAUCACAAUGUGAGGCAACUACUGCCUCCUCGGGUGUUUGCGGAAACAGCGGACCAUGACUCGACCCUAGUGGCUCCCAUGCUCUCGAUGGAGACCAUAGCAACGAAAGGGCUCAAAGACCUGGUCAAGAUCUUCCAGCCCUUAGAUCAAGAGCUACAGGAGAUACACUCAAAGAAGCCCUUCGAGCUCAAGGACGACCUAUGGUACAGUGGAGGAAGGUUAGUCAUCCCCAAGGUGACCAUGCCAGGGAGGACUAACAACCGACACUCAAGGAGUGCCAAGGAAGUAGAUGGACAGUCUCUCUCUGUAGAGCACCUGCGAUUCAUGGUGAUGACCCAAUGCCAUGAUGGUGUUACUGCCGGACAUGUAGGAAGAGAUGCUACCAUCAAGGCAGCUCAACGGCACUACUGGUGGCCAAGCAUGACAGCUUGGAUUGCUGACUAUGUAGCUAGCUGUCCAGUUUGUGCGAGGUACAAAGCUCCUCGUCAUCGUCCGUAUGGCCUUCUACAGCCACUUGCCACACCAGACAGGCCUUGGGGAUCGAUAUCCCUCGACUUCAUUGAAGGACUACCAUCUUCAAAGAACUAUGACUCCAUCCUCGUCAUUGUCGAUAGGCUGACCAAGUUUGCCAUCCUGGCCCCGACCCAUAAGACAGUCACGGCUAAACAGACUGCAGUGUUGCUAUAUGGACACAUGGUUAGACUCUUCGGAUACCCUGAUCACAUGGUCUCGGACCGAGGCAGGCAGUUCAUAUCAGGAGCAUGGAAAGCCUUUGCAGAGCAGAUGGGUGUGAAGCACUCACUUAGCACGGCUUAUCAUCCUCAAACUGAUGGUCAGACAGAGAGAGUCAAUCAGGUCGUGGAGCAGUACCUAAGGAUGUACUGCAACUAUGAGCAGAACGACUGGGCAGACCUGCUGGACACUGCAGCCUUUGUAUACAACAACACGGUCCACAACAGCAUUGGUGUCUCACCAUUCUUUGCAUGCUAUGGAUGGAACCCCAAAGCCCAUCCUGACAUCCCUCAACAACUAGGAGUCAAUGAUCCAGGUCGCUUCGAGUACCUCAUGGAUGGGAAGGAGCGUUGCAAGUAUCUUCAGGAGCAGAUCAGGGAGGCACAGCGUCGGACGGUGGACCAGUAUAACAGGAAGCACAAGGACAUCGAGUUUAAGGUGGGUGAUAUGGUCUAUAUCAACCGCCGGAACUGGAAGACCAGGCGACCUACACCAAAGCUGGAUACCCGGUUUGCAGGACCCUAUCCAGUCCAGGAACGAGUAGGACGCCGAGCAUACAGGAUCACAUUGCCAGCAAACCUUAGGGUUCAUGAUGUGUUCCAUGUCUCCAUGCUCGAGCCAGCAAAGACUAGCUCACUUCCUCACAGGACAGACCAGCCAAUCAUACCAUCACUUCCUGAUGAAGACCUCGACUUCGAAGUAGAAGCACUCAUUGACAAGCGCUCAUUCAAUGGGACUACGGAGUACAAAGUGCUUUGGAGGGGGUACUCAGAGGAGGCAGCCUCUUGGGAACCCGUCUCAAACCUCGACUGUCCCGACCUCAUCCGGGAGUAUGAGGUAUCAGAGGGGGGAGGAGCGAGCAGAAGAAGGAGGAGAGAGCAGGAGGAGGAGUAG
Messenger RNA from Ustilago hordei, 3231 nucleotides. RefSeq lists its product as uncharacterized. Gene Ontology annotation, biological process: DNA integration. Gene Ontology annotation, molecular function: nucleic acid binding. Bases 1 to 3231 code for a protein of 1076 amino acids. The transcript has a single exon. The record is from RefSeq and is a predicted model, not a curated record. NCBI's taxonomy places the organism in Eukaryota, Fungi, Basidiomycota, Ustilaginomycetes, Ustilaginales, Ustilaginaceae.